This is a messenger RNA of Camelina sativa (false flax), 1249 nucleotides long. RefSeq lists its product as uncharacterized. The record is from RefSeq and is a predicted model, not a curated record. NCBI's taxonomy places the organism in Eukaryota, Viridiplantae, Streptophyta, Magnoliopsida, Brassicales, Brassicaceae.
GAGUUGAGAAAUAGACGACGGAGAAGAGAAGAGAGCUUCGUCGUCGUCUUCUUCUUCGUCGACUCCAUGAAUCUCAUCAAAACGGUUCAAUACCAGUCCACCAUUUCUCAAUUUAACCGUUUUGCCCCUACGCACUCCUUUGCUUCUUCAUCUUCUUCUUCGUCUUCUUCUCUGUCACUCUCUCUACAAAGACCCAGAAUCUCUCUAGUUUCUAUCUCUAACCGAAGCUGUUUCGCAAUCUCGAGCGUCUCUGGUGCUUCUAUCUCAGGUAUUCAAGAGGAUGGGAAGAAAGAAGAAGCCGUGGAGGAAGGAGAUGAAAUGGUUUAUCAAAAAACGCUAAGAUUAGUGGAGUGUGCCAUGUUCGCUGCUGUCACAGGCCUCGUUUACUUUCUCAGCAAUUCUCUCGCUAUUGAGAACUACUUUGGAUGUUUCUUCUCGCUGCCAAUUGUGAUAUCUUCGAUAAGAUGGAAUGUUGCAGGAGGCAGGAAGACAAUGGUUGCUACUGUAAUGCUGUUGUUCAUAUUAUCAGGUCCGGUCAAAGCAUUAACUUACUUUCUUACUCAUGGUCUUGUUGGGCUUGCACUAGGAUCCUUGUGGAGGAUGGGGGCAAGUUGGCGUCUCUCGAUCUUCUUGUGCACAAUGGUUCGAGCAUUUGGUCUCAUAGGCUAUGUUCUGACAUCAUCGUUUUUAAUAAGAGAAAACAUUCUCGCUGUGAUCACAAUUAACAUCCACGCCGCUCUGUCUUAUGUUUUCACGGCCAUGGGCCUGAACAUAAUGCCUUCAAUGAGCUUCAUUUAUAUGAUAUUUGGGACAGUGCUGUUGCUAAACAGUGGAUUCUUUGUGCUGUUGCUGCAUCUGCUAUACUCCAUCUUCCUCACAAGACUCGGAAUGAAAUCCUCGUUGAGAUUACCAGCUUGGUUGGACAAAGCUAUAUGAUCGGGAUCAGAUUCUCUGCUCAGCUCCUCCUAUUUUUCGCAGAUCCCUUGGAGAAUCCAAACAUGGUUAGAGCAAUUCCGGUGGAACAUAUGUAAUACUUACUUAUAAAGUUGGUGGUGGUGUCUUUAUGCAUAUACUGUAUGAUGGUUAAAAAGGCCAUAUGGACUCAGCUCAUCAGUCAUUAUCACCUUCUAUGAUGAAACAAACAACAUCCAUGAUUCAACCCAAUGUAAAAUCAAGUAGUCGCAUUGUAUCAUUCUCUUGGUACAUCAAUUUUAUGGGUAAUAUAUUCUUUUGUCAUUGCAAAGUUGAA